UGCAGCCCUCCUGCCUUGAGUGUGGGAGCACACUUUUUUUGUUUUAAGACUCAGCGUGGAGAGAAAGCCUCCGUCCCAGGGGAGGAGAGGCGUCUGCGGGGGGGCAGAGACCGCAGCUACCUGCCGGGUGCGCCCCCCGCCCCAGGCACGCCGGCGUUCGUCCCCCCUUUCUCUCCCGCUCCCACCUCCUCAUUGGUGCUGGUUUGCAGCGCUCGGCUCCUGCGCCUUCGCUUCGCGUUUGAAUCUGGCUCGCCCCUCCGUAUUAUGUCUGCACUCCGAAGGAAAUUUGGGGACGAUUACCAGGUAGUGACGACCUCGUCCAGCGGCUCGGGCUUGCAGCCCCAGGGGCCGGGCCAGGGCCCGCAGCAGCAGCUUGUGCCCAAGAAGAAGCGACAGCGGUUCGUGGACAAGAACGGCCGGUGCAAUGUCCAGCACGGCAACCUGGGCAGUGAGACGAGCCGCUACCUCUCGGACCUCUUCACCACCCUGGUGGACCUCAAGUGGCGCUGGAACCUCUUCAUCUUCAUUCUCACCUACACCGUGGCCUGGCUCUUCAUGGCGUCCAUGUGGUGGGUGAUUGCCUACACUCGGGGCGACCUGAACAAAGCCCACGUCGGCAACUACACGCCCUGCGUGGCCAAUGUCUAUAACUUCCCUUCGGCCUUCCUCUUCUUCAUCGAGACCGAGGCCACCAUCGGCUAUGGCUACCGCUACAUCACCGACAAGUGCCCCGAGGGCAUCAUCCUCUUCCUCUUUCAGUCUAUUCUCGGCUCCAUCGUGGACGCCUUCCUCAUAGGCUGCAUGUUCAUCAAGAUGUCCCAGCCCAAGAAGCGCGCGGAGACCCUGAUGUUUAGUGAGCACGCGGUGAUCUCUAUGAGGGACGGAAAACUCACGCUCAUGUUCCGAGUGGGCAACCUGCGCAACAGCCAUAUGGUCUCCGCGCAGAUCCGCUGUAAGCUGCUCAAAUCUCGGCAGACACCUGAGGGUGAGUUCCUUCCCCUUGAUCAACUUGAACUGGAUGUAGGUUUUAGUACAGGGGCAGAUCAACUUUUUCUUGUUUCCCCCCUCACGAUUUGCCACGUGAUUGAUGCCAAAAGCCCCUUUUAUGACCUAUCCCAGCGAAGCAUGCAAAGUGAACAAUUCGAGAUUGUCGUCAUCCUAGAAGGCAUUGUGGAAACAACUGGGAUGACUUGUCAAGCUCGAACAUCAUACACUGAAGAUGAAGUUCUUUGGGGCCACCGUUUUUUCCCUGUAAUUUCCUUAGAAGAAGGAUUCUUUAAAGUUGAUUACUCCCAGUUCCAUGCAACAUUUGAAGUCCCCACGCCACCUUACAGUGUGAAAGAACAGGAGGAAAUGCUUCUUAUGUCAUCCCCUUUAAUAGCACCAGCCAUAACUAACAGCAAAGAAAGACAUAAUUCUGUGGAAUGCUUAGAUGGACUAGAUGACAUUAGUACCAAACUUCCAUCUAAGCUGCAGAAAAUCACUGGAAGAGAAGACUUUCCCAAAAAACUCUUGAGAAUGAGUUCUACAACUUCUGAAAAAGCCUACAGCUUGGGCGAUUUGCCCAUGAAACUUCAACGAAUAAGUUCAGUACCUGGCAACUCAGAAGAAAAACUGGUAUCUAAAACCACCAAAAUGUUGUCUGAUCCCAUGAGCCAGUCGGUGGCUGAUUUGCCACCAAAGCUUCAAAAGAUGGCCGGAGGAGCAGCCAGGAUGGAAGGGAAUCUUCCGGCAAAACUAAGAAAAAUGAACUCUGAUAGAUUCACAUAACAAAACACCCCUUCAGGCAUUAUUUACUGUUUGAUUUGGUAAUAGUCCAAUAUUUGGCUGAUGAGGUAAUCCUCUCUAAGGGAUCUGAAAGGUACAUUUUUUCCCCCAGUCAUAUAUACAUAUUUGAGAACCCUUCCUUUUCAAGUAUUGCUAAUGUGCAAAAGAAAAAGUUGUAAAGGGAGGACAUCAGAAGGAAGUUCUUAUUAACGGGCAUGUAUUAUCACAUCAAGCAUGCAAUAAUGUGCAAAUUUUACAUUUAGUUUUAUGGCAUGAUUUAUAUAUGGUAUAUUUAUAUUGUAUAUUCUGGAAAAUGUAUAUAUAUAUAUUUAAAGGGGUGGUACCCUGCACAACAUUUCUAACAUACGUAUUAAGCCAAACAUGAAUUGAUAGCU
Messenger RNA from Balaenoptera ricei (Rice's whale), 2162 nucleotides. It is a transcript of the gene KCNJ3, whose product is annotated as potassium inwardly rectifying channel subfamily J member 3. NCBI's taxonomy places the organism in Eukaryota, Metazoa, Chordata, Mammalia, Artiodactyla, Balaenopteridae. Gene Ontology annotation, cellular component: plasma membrane. Gene Ontology annotation, biological process: regulation of monoatomic ion transmembrane transport; potassium ion import across plasma membrane. The record is from RefSeq and is a predicted model, not a curated record. Bases 265 to 1770 code for a protein of 501 amino acids. The transcript has 3 exons. Gene Ontology annotation, molecular function: G-protein activated inward rectifier potassium channel activity.